Molecule: messenger RNA, 732 nt
Organism: Menidia menidia (Atlantic silverside)
Lineage: Eukaryota; Metazoa; Chordata; Actinopteri; Atheriniformes; Atherinopsidae
Source: the annotation of a GenBank genome assembly
GAGAUCAUUGCUAAAGCAAACCAUCUCUACAAAGCCUUGUGGAUAUACAACUUCCUGCUGACUAAGCACGGUGGAAACCUCAAACAGCUCAUCGGUGAGAUGUUCUGCAUUGCUGACAACUUGGAUAAGACUUCAAAGGGGACAAAGAUUGCUGGCAUCACCGGAGGAGCCACGGCAGUAGCCGGAGGGGUGGCCGCAGCCGCCGGGGUGAUUCUGUCUCCGUUUACACUGGGAGCCUCCCUGGCCCUCACCGCGGUGGGAGUGGGCGUGGCUGCAGCCGGGGGGGUCACUGGUGCUUCAGCAGCCAUCGCACACAAGGCAACUUUAACAAAUGACAAGAAGAAAAUUGACAAGACCUUAAAAGACUUCAGUUCCAACUAUGAGGAGAUUCUGGGCUGCUUGAAGUUUGUCAACAAGGGCAUAGAGGAGCUGAGGGGGCAUGGUCUGUCUAACCUGACAAAUCUUACGCUGGAGUCAACGAAAGCAGCAAAGGCAGUGAAGGUGGCCACAGAAAAUGCAAGUUCCAUGGCUGCAGAUAUCAGCAUCAAUGCACUGGGAGUGAUGUCAGGGUUUGCAAUCGGCAUGGAUAUGUAUUUCCAACAAGGUAAAGAUGGGCCAAAGGUAAAGAAAGGUCUUGAGUCGAAGCUUGCAAUGAAAAUCCGUGCACUAGCCGAAGAACUUGACAAAGGGUUAAACCAGUUGGUGUCAAUCAGAGGACUCAUCGCUUUAACC